Paramecium octaurelia is the source of this 1909-nucleotide messenger RNA. The record is from the annotation of a GenBank genome assembly. Lineage: Eukaryota; Ciliophora; Oligohymenophorea; Peniculida; Parameciidae.
AUGAAGGCACUAAGUUUGAUUAAAUUUUGCAAUUUAAAUUUGGGAUUUUUUGAAUAUGAAAAAAUAAUACAAAAAUUAUUUCUCUUAGAUUUAAUGGAUAUCUUUAAAUGUAAAUAUCUAAAACAUGAAAAUGAAGAAAUUAUUGGAUUUUGUUUGAAUCAGAAAUGUUCUGGUGCAACACAAUAUUGUUAUAAAUGUUUAAAUUCUACUCAUUCAGCCCAUUUUAAUGAUUGUAUUAGAUUCGCAGAAAUUAUCAAAAUUAUUAAUGAAUCCAUACAAGUUUACAAUCAAUUAAGAUAAUAAUUGAAAGAAAUCACUAAACAACUAGAGAACUUAUUGGAAGAGACUUUUAAAAAAAUGGAUUAGGAAAUUAAAACUUUAGAAAAUAUGGCCCAAUAACUAAUAAACAUGGACUAUUUAACUUUUAAGUCAUAAAUCCAUAUACUUAUAGAGUUUUACUCUAAGGAAAACGAAAAUUACAGAUGUAUCCAAUCUUUAGUUAUAUUAGAAAAACAAUUAACAUAAUUGAAUAACAUUCAUAAAGCAAUUUAGAAUAUGGUAUCAGUCUAAACUCAAAAAGAUACUUAAUUUAAUUCUAAUGGCCAUAAAAAUGCUAUUAUAAUAGUAGAAAUUAAUUAGUAAACUGAUUCUCAGUAGUCUUUCAAUAUGUAAGAGGUUUCACAAUUAGUAAAUGAAGGUAGAAUAUUUUUCAUUUGAUCUUAGGAGUGGCUUUAAGAAAAAUAAAUAAAUAUUAAGAAGCUAUUGAAUAAUUUGACAAAGCUAUUUCCAUCAAUCCAAAAUAUUAUUCUGCUUAUUAUAAUAAGGGUAAUUAACCGUUAUACUUUAUUAUUUAGGUCUUGCAUUAAACAAUUUUUAAAAAUAUUAAGAAGCUAUUGAAUGCUACGACAAAGUUAUUUCCAAUCAUCCAAAAGACUAUGAUGCUUGGAAUAAUAAGGGUAAAUAAAAUUGUUCGACAUUAUAUUUUAGGUUUUGCUUUUUCUAUUCCUUUGAUAGCAUUAGAGUUCUAAGAAAAUUAAAUAAAUAUUAAGAAGCAAUUAAUUGUUAUGACAAUGCUAUUUCUAUUAAUCCAAAUGGUGAUGAUGUUUGGAAUAAUAAAGGUAAUCAACUGCUAGACAUUGUUAUUUAGGUUAUGCAUUAUUACAUUUAAAUAAAUAUUAAGAAGCAAUUAAAUGCUACGACAAAGCUAUUUCCAUUAAUCCAAAGUUUGAUGCUGCAUGGAAUAAUAAGGGUAUUUAACACUUUGACAUUAUUAUUUAGCCAUUGCAUUAAAACAUUUAAAUAAAUAUUACGAAGCUAUUGAAUGUUACGACAAAGCUAUUUCCAUCACUCCAAAAUUUGAUGCUAUAUGGAAUAAUAAGGGUAAUCAACUGUUAGACAUUAUUAAUUAGGCAUGGCACUAAAAAAAUUAAAUAAAUAUUAAGAAGCUAUUGAAUGCUACGACAAAGCUAUUUCCAUUAAUCCAAAUGAUGAUGAUGCUUGGAAUAAUAAGGGUAAUAAAUUGUUCGACAUUAUUUUUUAGGUUCUGCUUUAUUCAAUUUAAAUAAAUAUCAAGAAGCAAUUAAAUGCUUUGACAAAGCUAUUUCCAUAAAUCCAAACGAUGAUGCUGUAUGGAGUAAUAAAGGUAAAUUUUUUUAUGAUUAAGGCUUGGCACUACAUAUGUUAAAGAAAUAUAAAGAUGCUAUCUUUUGUUAUGAUAAAGCUCUAGCCUUUAACAUUACUUCUCUUAGAUUACAACGAAAAGGUACAUUGUUUUAACUUUAAUUUAUUUUCAGCUGAUUCUCUAUUAGAAUUAGGGAACAAAUAUGAAGCUAAGCAGAAUUAUCUGGAAGCAUUGCAAAAAGGAUCAAACGAGAAGAAUUAUAUACAGAAAUAACUAUCAAAGUUAUGA